This is a messenger RNA of Fusarium falciforme, 930 nucleotides long. RefSeq lists its product as hypothetical. The transcript is spliced from 3 exons. Lineage: Eukaryota; Fungi; Ascomycota; Sordariomycetes; Hypocreales; Nectriaceae. The record is from RefSeq and is a predicted model, not a curated record. Bases 1 to 930 code for a protein of 309 amino acids.
AUGAUUACCUCUGACGUCUUAUCCCAUUUACAAUCCAUUGCCUUGUUGUCUUCUUGCUCCACCUUGUUUGUUCCAUCUUUCCUUUUUGCCCUCUUCAUUCUCACAAACAUGGCGAAGCUCGAACCUGCGACCGACAUCGAUCCAAAUGUCUGGUAUCAUAUGACCGAGGAGAAUGUUGACGAUUACGAGGGAGACUUCAAGUCGAUGCUGCAGACUUGGGAGGAUGGAGAUUUCAGGGUGUUUCCUGUGGCCAAGAGGAAGACAUACUGGCAAUUUCAACCGAUAGGCAAGAUACCGGGUCGAUACGCUCUCCGAUGUUCCGAAACCACGACACAAAAGCAGUUCGCCGUCUGCUACCGCCCAGGCGAGUCGGUCGAGAACAGGCGCACACGCGCUUGUCUACGAAACAGCGACGGUAGCGACGGACAACAAUGGGAUGUGGCACUAUGGGGGAAGAAUGACACGUACCGCUUCAUCAACGUACACAACGGUAGUAAAUAUCACCUCGACGUCAUCCCAAGCGGCCCAGUGUACAUGAGCCCGAACCUUGAUGGGUACCAAAGGAGGCAACGGUGGCUCAUGACGAGCGCUCCCGAGUCAACUGCCGAUUCAGCAACGACAACAGGAGAGUCCGGCAAUCAAACGGGCCAACCAGACACAGAUCCUGGCGGCUCUGGCAACAGUAGCCUUUCAGGCGGUGCCAUCGCGGGUAUCGUCAUUGGAGCAGUACUUGGUGUUCUUGCGAUUGCGCUUGUAGCAUUCUUCCUCUGGAGACGGAGAAAACGGCAGACCGAGGGAGCUCCUGCGUCCGCCCAAGCUCCACCGUACCCUCAGUCACCCGAUGGUUAUAAACCAGAAAUGUCCUCACAGACGCCAGUUUACGAGUUACCGAAUAACCAAAACCCGGCUGAACUGCCCGCAAAUCAUUGA